This is a messenger RNA of Haemonchus placei, 627 nucleotides long. NCBI's taxonomy places the organism in Eukaryota, Metazoa, Nematoda, Chromadorea, Rhabditida, Trichostrongylidae. The record is from the annotation of a GenBank genome assembly.
AUGUGCUUCUGUGCUGAUGCUCGAUGCUCAACGAAGUUCAUUGAUGAAUUAAAGCAGUUCGUCACUAUGUUCAAAAAACGGCGAAUUGAGCUCGGGCUAACGCAACGUGAUGUUGGAAAAGCUAUUCCUGCUACAUCAAAGUUUUCCCAAACGACUAUAUCUCGCUUCGAGAGUCGAGCACUUUCACUUAAGAAUAUGUGCAAAAUGAGAGCGUUCCUCAGCUACUGGCUUAGUACCGUCGACGAAACCGUCAAGGAAACAUCGGCGCCCCAAUCAGCGGAGCUCCAUUCACGCAAACCUCGUAGAUCAAGAACACGUUUCCAGAAAAGUGCGCAAGCAAAGAUGGAGCAGCACUUUGCCAAGGAACGUUGGCCAAAUCCACCAACUCUAGCACAGCUAGCAGACGAGUUGAAACUCGACUUCGAGGUGGUACGAGUGUGGUUUUGCAACCGACGGCAAAAGUUCAAACGUGAACGGGAAAUGGCAACGGCUCCUUUACCUGAAAUUGCCUUUGUCACUUCGAACCCAGCGCUCGAAGAGCAUGGAUUCUCGAGAACUCUAUCCUACUCUGAUCCUUACCCGUUGGAAGAACUUUGCGCCACUUCGGAAUUCGUUCCUUUCCAAUAA